UUCAUUCAUUCAUUCCUUCCUUUCUCUGUUGUCUAUGUACAACAAAAGAUGAGACCCAAACUGCAGACAAAAAGCAGAGCUACCAAAACAAAAACUCUUUAAGAUACCAAUACAUAAUCUCUGUAAUGGCGAGUGGGUGGGUCAAGUCGUUGCAAUGCAAGUCCAGAGCUUAUGAAGACGUAUACCACCCAAACCCUAAAUACCUCAUACCCAGCGCCAGUUGCAAAAAGAGCGUUCAAAACAUCAAAGACGUCGUCCUCGACACUACCAAGCCCAGGCCAAAGUCUAAGCCUAAGCCCAAGCCCAAGAAUCCUCUGCAAAAACACCCCAGCUCCAGAUACCCAUCAACCACCGCCAAGCCCGAUUUCGAAGCCACCAUUAACCGCUCGCGAAGCACAACUGCAUCCGACCCUCGCUUCCCUUCUCUCACCGAACUCACCCAGGGGCACCCUUCGCGGAACGUCGUCGAAAUUAUCUUCCACACUAGCUGGGGGCCCAAACCAUUUUCGGGCCGGGUGGAGAUGAUAUUCAAGGUUCACAACGGCCCACGAACGGUGUCGCGGUUCGAAGAGUAUCGCGAGACAGUGAAGGCCCGAGCCGGUUCGGCGGGCCCGCCCCAGGAGAGUAACUGGGAGGAGAAUGCGCGAUGCGUUGCCGAUGGGAAUGAGGUGAUGAGGUUUCACUGCUUGGGUCCCACCUCCGGCGGUGGCCCCUACGGUGGAGCUUGUGCCUGGUCGUUCCCCGGCGGCAAAGGGUCGGCGAUCUGCACGUUCUCCGGCAGCGGCGGUGCCCAUGAUAGCUCCGGCGGAGGUAGGGGCAGAAGGGCUAUGUUGGUGUGCCGGGUCAUCGCGGGUCGGGUCUCGAAGCAAAUAGGGUUCAUAGACUCGUUGUUGGACGGACGAGUUGGGUUCGACUCGGUGAGCGGAGAAAACGGCGAGUUGUUAGUGUUUGACUCGCGUGCUGUAUUACCUUGUUUUCUUAUCAUUUAUAAAUUGUAAAAAACGUAUUUACCGUUCUUCCUUCUAAUCUUUUUUUUUUUUUUUAAAUUUUAAUAUACACUUUUUUCCCUCAUUUAUUUUCCUUUGGGAUGUACGUAUGUAAGUUGAUUGAUGAGAUAUUUCUUU
Messenger RNA from Abrus precatorius (Indian licorice), 1124 nucleotides. RefSeq lists its product as uncharacterized. The coding region runs from base 126 to 998 and encodes 290 amino acids. The transcript has a single exon. Lineage: Eukaryota; Viridiplantae; Streptophyta; Magnoliopsida; Fabales; Fabaceae. The record is from RefSeq and is a predicted model, not a curated record.